Molecule: messenger RNA, 1881 nt
Organism: Dendronephthya gigantea
Lineage: Eukaryota; Metazoa; Cnidaria; Anthozoa; Malacalcyonacea; Nephtheidae
Product: collagen triple helix repeat-containing protein 1-like
Exons: 4
Coding region: 569-1207 (212 amino acids)
Source: RefSeq, a predicted model, not a curated record
ACGCCACUGUAAACUCUCGAGCGCACCUUUCAAUCCCUCAAAAUCAGAAACUUGCCUUUGUAGCAUGAGAUAUGUUUUCUAUCGUAAGGCUUCUAUAUGUCUUGGAUAUUCUUGUUAGGCCAAAAUUGAAAUUUCCAAGUAUUCAAGUAAGUCUAAAUUAACAAAAAAUCAUGGUCGCUUGAUCAUGCACUCAGAGUUUAACGUUUAUGGUUUUGAAAGGCGUUAAUUGAAUCAACUGUAGACAUAAAUGACCAACGGUGAGUAUAUAAAAUCUUAUACACCUAUUUUUUCGGUUGACGAGUAUGCACAAAUUAAAUGGGAUACACCGUGUCAUACAGUCAGCCAAAUUAGUUCGGAGCUGAAACGAAGUAUUGUUCAGAUAUAAUUGAUGUUGCUUUAAUUCUUUGUCUUGAUUUUAUCCAUACUAUUAAAUGCAAAGCUAUUGAAAGUUCAUCAAUCAGUAGAGUCCAGCGUUUGCCGAUGAUUGUUGACGGUUGAAGUUUACAGAGUAUAAAUUUCAUCUCAUUCAAGGAGCCAGGAAUUACGAAUCAGUAGCAUAUUGUUAGCGAUGUUUUGCAGAUUUUGGAUUUACCUGUUUUGUAUCUGUUUCGCGGUGAUGGUGUUGGUCAGAGGUGCUAGUCAGGAUAAAGGAAAGCCGACUUGUGGUUCUCCAGGUAUACCAGGUAUUCCUGGUGUUCCAGGGAGUCCCGGUCGAAACGCCGGGCCUGGGCCAGCUGGACCCCCUGGACCAAAAGGAGAGCCCGGGAGGCCUGGAAGGAGUUCGUACACGUCAGAUUUAAACUGGAAACAAUGUGUUUGGAAACGGGACGAUCACAAAGACAUAGGCUUGAUACAGAAUUGUGUCUUCAACAAGAGAUACGAUAACACAUCGCUUCGUGUAUUUUACGAAGGAGCAUUCCGAUCCCAUGGCACUAGUCUCUGCAGUCGAUGGUAUUUUACAUUUGAUGGCGCAGAAUGUGCAAAACCAGCGACUAUUGAAGGAGUUGUUUAUGUUCAAUCAACUCACGUCAACCCUAUUCGUCCGCGCCAUAUCGAAGGCUUCUGUGACCAGGUUCCUAAAGGUCAUGUACGCGUGGGAUUCUGGAUAGGCAAGUGUGAGCGUAGAUAUACCCUCGGAGAAGGUCUUACUGGUUGGAAUUCUUUAUCCCGUAUUGUGAUCGAAGAGGUGCCACCUCCUCAAAAUUGAGUUGACGAAACCGUUCCUUACUUUCACUAGUUUCACCUUAAUUUAUAUCUUUUAUAUGAGUAGGAACAUUUCUUUGUGAUCCUUUAACAGUAAAAGUAAUAACUUGCCGUAUAUCAUAUACAGAGUCUCCCAGUAAAAGCGGAACUCGCAUAUGUGAACUUCUAUUCACAUUGACGUAAUUAUUUUUCACAAAAGUUUAAAACUUAUCAAAGCUAUGCCUCUGAGAGUUCGCAUGUUUUGAUCUCCUAGAGGCAUAGCUUUGUUAAGUUUUAAACUACUAGGACACCUUGUAUAUCAUUUAACUCGAUAUAUCAUUUUCUUUGUUCCCGUCUGGCACUCUACACAUGCCCUCAUUCCAAUGGAUUGAGUGAAGUGGAAAAAAAGCUAUUCAAAUAUAAGACAGGACUUCCAGGUCAUAUAGAGACUGUGUUCCAACGUGAUGGUUAAUGAUGUCAAACGUAAUUUAGAAACUUAUAGUCACUGAUUAUCAAAAUGUCGCUUAUAGUAAUUACAAAGGCAGUUCCGCGCGUAAACAGAGCUUUGAAAUUAUGCUUAAUGUACCUUCGAACUACGUUAUAAUUUUGUUAAGUCGAUUGCUAAAAGAGUAAAUCACUAUUUUUCAACCAAUUGAAAUAUUUUGGAAACAUAUAACCAGCGACUACAAUGCACUUAUA